UAUUGAGCAGGGCAGGCAGCCUCCAGCCCAGCUAACGCUCGUACACAGGGCAACUGGCUCUCGUCAAAAUUCGGCCUAUAAACAUGCAUUUUUUUCACACUGACAGGCUCAGAUAGUUACAAUGAGUGUCCGACAACAUACUAGAAAGGAGAAAUUAACGUAUGUCUCUACCUUUAGCUGGAGAUCGCUGUUUGUUGUGAGCUGUGUCCAAAUCUCACCACGCUACAAAUCUCGUUCCGAAAUCUCGCGAUAACUCGCGACAAAACACCGGUGGAAAAACAGUUACCUGACUGAGGUGAAGAGAGAUGACUGAAGUGAUUUUCUGUUGGAUUACCGAAGACUGUUAUUUUAGUUUUAUAGAAAAGUUUGUUUGUUUGUCUGUCAUGGCUGAAUUUUUGCCUGAUGUGGACGACGUGGAUGAAAUUGCAUUUGAUUUUGAUGGCCGGCCGUAUCUAUUUGAGCCGGAGUACACAGAUGAAGAGCUUCAAGAAAUUGAAGAACGGACGAGGAGAGACGGAGUUGGGCAACAGGCAGAGGGCACGGAACCAGCUGCUGCAAGGCUGCGAAACACUGGAAACUGGUGGUGUUCCUGUGGGUGCUGUGUACCUUUGCCUACAGAGGAGGAAUGCCUCUGUUGCAGGGAAUGGGACCUUUUGCAGCCAGCUGUGUUUGGGGAUUACCCAGUGGACGGUACACAACGCUGUGUAACGUCAUCAGAGGAUUUCCCCUCCUUGAUCAACAGGGCAGUGCUAGAGACCUUCUUCCAUGUUCCCAAAAUCAACUGGAAGAGGCGGCCAAGACCACAGGGAGAAAACGGCCAGCUGUCUAUUGACCAAUGCAGACUAGUGGCUUACCGUGUGGUGCUGGAGUGGGCGCUCAGAGGAGAGCGUCUAGGUCGUGGCAAUAGGAGAGUGUUGCCUAGAUGUAUAGUUAUGGCUAUAAGAAGCAAGUACCCCUCUCCCACCGGCACUUACACUGGCUUCAACGAGGCAGAGGACAUCUUCAAUAUACUGUAAAUAUUUCUGUACACGUACAUAUCACUGUAAGAUUCAAUCUUUUACAAUAAAGUAAUAACAAUAGCACAGCUGUGUUUCUAU
This is a messenger RNA of Entelurus aequoreus (snake pipefish), 1097 nucleotides long. RefSeq lists its product as uncharacterized. The record is from RefSeq and is a predicted model, not a curated record. Bases 306 to 1016 code for a protein of 236 amino acids. Lineage: Eukaryota; Metazoa; Chordata; Actinopteri; Syngnathiformes; Syngnathidae. The transcript is spliced from 2 exons.